AUGAGGGCUUUGGAUCACGAGGAAGAAGAAGGUCACGAGGAAGAGGCGACGCUAUCUAUCGAGGCAUGGGCGACCAAGGGGCCACUUGGAAUCGAACCGAAACCUGGCGGGCCCCCGGCCGACGAAUCAGCGCCGGGGCUGAUCAUUCUGCAGUCUUCCCCACUCGCCAGCCCCAAAUGCCUCCCACCACCAGAGCACACUGUGCGUCCAUCGAGUCUGAGUGGAUCACCGCCCUGUCUUCUCGCUCGCGCUCGCUCUCUCUAUCCACCCCUGUCCCGCAUCCCCGACCGACAGUCGUCGUGGAUCACUGAACAAGACAAGACGCGGCGUCGCGCUUUGUGGUCCGAGGCCGAUUGA
Molecule: messenger RNA, 357 nt
Organism: Bipolaris sorokiniana ND90Pr
Lineage: Eukaryota; Fungi; Ascomycota; Dothideomycetes; Pleosporales; Pleosporaceae
Exons: 1
Coding region: 1-357 (118 amino acids)
Source: RefSeq, a predicted model, not a curated record